Tachysurus vachellii is the source of this 6049-nucleotide messenger RNA. RefSeq names its product zinc finger protein 821 (gene znf821). Gene Ontology annotation, biological process: regulation of transcription by RNA polymerase II. The transcript is spliced from 6 exons. Lineage: Eukaryota; Metazoa; Chordata; Actinopteri; Siluriformes; Bagridae. The record is from RefSeq and is a predicted model, not a curated record. Gene Ontology annotation, molecular function: DNA-binding transcription factor activity, RNA polymerase II-specific; RNA polymerase II cis-regulatory region sequence-specific DNA binding. Bases 535 to 1803 code for a protein of 422 amino acids. Gene Ontology annotation, cellular component: nucleus.
GUCCGCUCGUUUGUGCUAAGCUAGGUAUCCCACAAUGCAUCUCGGGAAACGAAAACAGCAGUGAAUGGCUGCAGAGCGACUCGGAGCUUCUCAGUGAGGAACAUCUGUUAUACGGAUCGGCGUUUUUUAGCUUAUUUUACGUCGCUUUUUUACUCGAAAAUGAAGUGAAAUUUAGAUGCUAGAUGUGUGAACAGUGUGAGGUUAAAAAUGAGCCGAGAAAGGAGUCGGUUCUGAGGUAAUAUUCCGUGUUUAUUCGGUGUAAUGAGAUGAAACCGGCUGCUGAGAUUAGCACUGAUCUGAGAUCUCAUUCUCUUCUGUACAUCACUGGCUUUAUUCUUAUAUGGAUUACAAGACAAGCGAAUUAAUACACUGUGUGUGAUCGAAGAGAGGAGGAAGACGAAGAGGAGGAAGAGGAGGAGGAAGAAGGAGGAAGAGGAGGAUAUUUUUCUUUCCAGCUGGGGAAUGAUAAUAUGUCAAGACGAAAACAGACCAACCCUUUUAAAGUGAAUUGUAGGUAUCACAGGGCCGUUUCACAUGACAGGCUUCUCUGGCCUACAACACGCUUCGGAGAUGGAGGCGAAAGAUGACUUUGCUGAAAACCCCGCGUGCCACAGCGCCGGCUGCGGAGACCUGGACGAGCAGGACGUCAGCACCGAUGACAGCGACAGCGACCUGGACAAAGAGAACUCCUCCGGUUCUUCUGCCGACGACAACAUGGCGUGUCACAAGGCGAGUCAGUGCAACGUUCAUGGCGGAAGCAUGAAGGAGGAGAGCGAGAGGGAGUCAGACCUGGGGGGGAAUUAUUCAUGCCCCAUCUGUACCCUGGAGUUCGGCAGCCCUGAUCAACUCAUUGCACAUGUCUACCAGCACACGUCGGCGGUGGGUGGCAGUAAGAGUUACGUGUGUCCGGUAUGCGGUCGAGCUCUCAGCUCACCCGGCUCUCUCGGUCGUCACCUCCUCAUUCAUUCAGACGACCGACUCUCCAACUGUGCCGUGUGUGGAGCUCGCUUCACCGACACCAACAACUUCAACAGAGAAAAGCUAAAAGAGUUCCUCAGUGCCAGUGAUUUAGAGAGCAGCAGUGGAGAUCAGACCUGCUCCAUGGUCCAGUCAGUGUCUGAUGGUCACAUGUCCAUCCACAGCGUCAAUCACGGAGCGUCUGCAGGCUCAGGCUUCCCCCCGCUCCCGGGCAGCCUCCUGUCCUCAGAAUCUGCUCUGCCGUCUUUCCCCGACAGCCUCAACCCACUUCCUGACUUGUUAAACCCCAUGCCCGUGUAUCCGGCAGGUGUGCUGCUGGUGUGUAACAGCUGUGCGGCGUACCAGCAUCUGGCAGACAGUCCGUCUUCUGCCAUGAGGAAUUGGGCUUCGCGGCGCAGGAACGAACCGACCGACGUGCGGAUGCAGCGGCUGGAGCGCGAACGCGUGGCCAAGAAGAGCAAGCGUGAGCGCGAGACGCCUGAGGAACGUGAGUUGAGACGGCUACGUGACCGUGAGGCUAAGCGAAUGCAGCGACUGCAGGAGACGCAGGAACAGCGAGCUCGACGGCUGCAGCGAGACCGUGAGGCCAUGCGCCUCAAACGUGCCACUGAGACGCCUGAAAGGAGACAAGCACGGCUGGUGCGUGAACGAGAGGCUAAGAGACUCAAGCGGCGACUCGAUAAACUCGAACCGGCGCUGCGCGCACAGAUCGAGCACGAUCCUGCCGCCGUGGCCGCGCUCACCGCCGACGUGAACCUCUUCCAGUUCCCGUUCCCCGUCCCCGUCUCCUCCAUGGACAACGGGCUGUUUAUGAAACUUCCCUAAUCCGACUGAAACGCACACGGACUGGCGAGCGCAUCAGAUUUCUUCUCAUGUGCAAUAAGAUCAGAUUCUUAUUAAGACUGCUUUGAAACGGUCACAUGAUCACUGGUCAGAAGCUUAUUUAAGUUUAUUUAUAAGCAGGUGACGUUUGAUCCGAGGUGAAGAUAGAGAUGCUAAGUCUAUUGAGUGGGGGGGAGGCGACACCUUCCCUUUGCAGAGUUCUAUUUAUUUUUCUGGUGAUUUAGAGCAUCAGUAGCUGUGCUGUUUUCACCUGAGCACAAACAGACACUCCGUUAUUUAUACACGACAGCAGGGUAAAGACGUUUCAAGUCCCUGCCUUAGGAACAAGCAUGUUUUAGAGAUCUAGUUUGCAUGUGGGCCUCCAUGGAGGUGGAAGAGACGUGCAGCCACGCCCUCGCAGCCACGCCCUCUAAUUGGCAGGAGUUUACCUGUAGCUAUGACUCCUCCUCCCUGCUGGAGCUCCGAUCCACAGAUUCAACUACCUCGACUCUGGACUGCUCUGUGCUCGAACCUCUUCUGUCUGGACUGCAGGGACUCAACACAUACCACCCCCCCCACCCCCCUCUCUAGCUCUCUCUCACACACACACACACACACAAAGGAACACAGUGGUGUUGGUGCAAAGCUGCUUCCAUAACGAUUUCGUAGUAACCGUCAGAGUUUGUUGAAAAAAUUAUGUUCUAGAACGUAGUCAUGAAUCGACCAAUAGGAGACAGUUGUGGGCGGGACUUCGAGCAAAACGCCCAUCCUACUACACUGAAAUUCCUGAAAUAUUGCAUAUAACUUUACACUGAAAUGUUGCGUUUGCAUAAAAACGCUGACCAGGUAGCAGUCAAAGAUUUAUUUUUUAAACAAAUAUUUGCAAAUCGGUGCGGUUUACAGGUCAUGUGUUAUGCAGCGCCCUCUAGUGUCCUAUUCGUUUUUAUUCUUUAUUAUUUCUUCUGUUACUCUUCUCCACUGUUUACACCAUACUAUGCUGCUGAAUCUUGGAUUCUGAUUGGUCAGAAGGUGUUGAUUCGUCAUCUUUAACAGAAGCGCAGAUUUCUAUUAAUGCACUCAUCCUGAUACAGAUCGAUGACUGCGACUCGGACGGCAGACGCCGUACUGACGUUAAAGGCGCGUAAGGAGACGUUUCUUCAGCGUUUACGGAAGGAGUCUCCGGUGUCGGAGCUUUGGAACAGUCAGGAAGUGAAGCUGGGGGUUCGAUCGUCAUUGUGAAAGCAGCUUUAUGCACCGCUACGUUCUUUAAGUUCGUGCUCUUCCUCUCUGAAAAGAGGAAAUGCCACGGACACACACACACACACACACACACACACACACACACACACACACAAUGUCUAUGCUAAAACCAUGGAAACAGAGCAGUCCACUCUGAACUCUUUGGCUUGUGGUAAACUCGAAACCUCCGUACUGAUCUACAGAACAAACAGACACACACACACGGGUUCCUACUUCUCUCAGGGAUGUCGAGGGUGAUGCGGUUUGUCCUCGCAGCCUGAGAGAGAAGAGAAAAGAAGAGGAGAGGAACGAAGAGAAGCAGUUUUUCUCCUCUUCCUCUUCCUCCUGCAUCUCCUCUUUCACGCUGCACUCGAGACCAUCGAGAGAAACACUGCCUGGUCCUCGCUCUCGCUCUCACUUCGGUUAUUUCAUCCACACCGACCUGCUCCGCUGCUUUCUCUCACUUCUACACCUUGUCCUCGACGCCGUGGCGCUCGACCGGCUCCGGCUCUGGCUCUCUGUCUGCGUGCCUCGUGGCGUGCACGUGAACUCUCGUAACGCAGUUCUAGUCCAGUCUCUGUAGACAUGAUCGAUGCUAAACGAAUGCUGAUGUUGCCUUCGUCACUGGAGAUUUUUUUAAUGUUCUGCUUUUAUAUCCAGACAGGCAUGAUGAGUUCUGUUUAAAAUGAUUAUUAUUAUUAUUAUUAUUAUUAUUAUUGUUGUGUAGAAAAAACCUUAGAUUGCAUGAAAGUCGGGGAACGCAGAUCUGAGCGCGUUUGUGUCGGACGGACGAUUCACUGGAUUUCGAUGCAUUUCAUCAACAGUUGAAUUAAACGUAUAGAUAUUUAUUAAAGCUGCUGUAAGCGACGUGAACCGCUGAAGAAGGCCACGCCUUUCCCUAACCAUAGAACUACCAAUUGCAGAUAUAUUAUUCCCAUCGUAUAUGAUUUUCUUAUACACGAUAAGAACCAAUAAUUUUUUUUUAAUUACAAAAUAAUCAAAUCAGGAAAACCUUUAUGCUUUAAAUUCAGCUAAACUAGCUAGCUAACAUCCUCACACCUGACUAGCGCUACACCGAGCAGUCGUCACCGAAACGGCUAAAAAAUACAGAGCUAGCUUAAAAAAAAAAAAAAGCUAUUAAACAGGUCGCUAAUACACACCAAGCCAUCAAGCUGUAACUGGGAUGAAUUUAUUUUCCACCUUCCUGCUAACGCGGACCGGCGUUUUUGUACCGGAACUUUCCGAUUUUGCGCUUUCGGCUCCGCGUCCGAUCCCUCGCUAGCUGUCAGUUUUAGCGACGGCCGUCCGGAUGUAAAUAGCCGAAGUGUUCUUAAGAGUCGAUUACAGCAGCUUCGGGUCCUGUUUACACGAGUCGAACUUCUCCACACCUCUUGAGAGAUACCUCUGGAAUAACAGGGUCACGGAAUACGUUCUGCUUUACUGGAUACCGUAUGGGUUGUUUUUUUUUCUCCUCUUUCCUCCAUUCCGAUUCUUUAUUCCAGUCAUUAGUGGGGGGAAAAACCUCUGACAUGCCAGAUGUAGUUUACAGAUGAUUGUGAUGAGUGUUUUAUUGUGAUGAGUGUUUUUGUUUGUUUGUUCUGGAUGGAUGAUGAAUACGUGGGUAAAAUUUCACUAUGCAACGAUUCUGUACUUCAGACCCUGUAAAUCUGGACACUUUGUAUUUGUUACUAUGCAGCUGAAAGGUGAAGGUGAAAGGACAAGGGAUUGUAUGCAGCAAACACACACACACACAAAAACGUUUAACUAGACGGUAAAAUUGAUGUAUAGAUCUUGAAGCCCAUGUGUUUUGUGGAAACGCCUCAAGUUUUGAUUGAUGGUGUAAAACCUAAGCUUUUCUUCUUAUGAUGAUGAUGAUUAUUAUUAUUUAAAUAUCUUUCGUAUCAGCGGUUCCUGGGCUCCUAAAAUAAAAAAGCUUGGAACUCAUUAAAAUGCCCUUAUAGGGUUAGUUCUGUCCUGAGCUCACAGGUUCUCAGCCCUGCUCCUGGAGAAGCCUCCUGUCAUGUUGAGCUCUCGAACUUCACUUCACUUCGACUCUGGUGUUAAUGAGCUGAUGAAUUGACAGCAGCGAAACUUCACUCAGGACAGGAGGACGUUCAGGACCGUGUGGAGAAAUCUUAAGGAACAUCUGAAAAACACUCUUACGAGAACGACGUGACGUCACUGUGGAGCGAAAGUCGUUUCGUUGUUUAUUUCUACAGCGACAGCAACGCCGCCACCUGCAGCAACGGAGGAAUCGUACAACAGAGAACAGAUCGAUUUUGCACAAAUACGACAAAUACUUUGCCGAAAACUUUUAACUUUAUAUAUAUAUUUUUUUUAUAUUGUUAUUAAUCACAUAUAACGAAAAUCCUCCUGUUCUCACGACGAUCUGGAAUCCAAACGCAGUUCCUGUUCUGACGAGUCCACACUAUUAUUCAAAAGAAAGACCAGAGAUUUUAAGAAACACAGGGUUUAAUGAGUGAUGGGGUGUGUGUGUGUGUUUUUUUUUUUUUUUGGGGGGGGGGGGGGAUUGUUAUUGAAUGCAUUUAUAAUGAAAUUUGACACGUGCAUGAUGCUAUUUUAGAUGCUUGUGUUCUGUUCUCUGCCUGCUUCGUUCUUUAGCUCUGUAUCAAGGGACCUAACGAUAAAUUGACUUUUUUUUAUAUAUAUAAAUAUAAUAUUUUGGUUAGUAUUUCAGGAGAACAAAGCUCUUGACCACGUUUACAAACACGUCUACAAACGCCAAAACGACUCACGUGUCGGCUUCCACGUCUCGCAGACGCACGCCUUCCUAUGGAUUUAGUAGAAUCUGCUCAAUCGGAGCCUCCCGUUUCUCGAAGCGCUCGUCCGACUGGCCGAGGGACACGAGCACGUGAAAUGAGACAGAAGCGAAUGAGAGGGAGGCUGCGUUUCAUCUCGCCCUUACAGAAAGCCAUUCUCUGUUACUGGAUUAACAGAUUCAAAUGUCAGGAUGAAACUGGGAUCAAUAAACGUUGACCUUGCUGCAAAA